AUGUCGAUUUCGUGUGCCAAUUGCGCAUCUGUUGCGCCCGCUGGUAGUCCUUAUCAGCGCUGUGCCGGCUGCAAGCGGGCAUCCUACUGUUCAAAAGAUUGCCAGAAAACGCACUGGAAACAGCACAAAGCAUUCUGCAAACAACAACAGCAACAAAACCAGCAACAAACCUCCGCCCCUCCCGAUACGACUGGGGACAGGACGGAGUUCAGUGAAAACUUGAGGGGUUUGCUCAAGGACCCUAAGGUGUUCAUUGACGACGAAGAAGAUAACGACGUUGAUGACGACGAAGAUUACAACAUUGACAGCAGUAACUACGACGAUGAUGACGAUGACUUCGACGAUGAAGCCCCCAGACCACUUGCUUUCUUGCGCACCCGACCAUUCCCGGACCCAGAUCUCUCUAUUGAUGGCUUCCCUGUCGCUAUAGUAGACACAGAAGCCUACGUUGAAGAAACCAUAAAGAAAGAUCUCACUGCUGCCAUUGCCACAGCUACAAUUCUCUGGAACUGGCACCCGAACGCUCUCCGCGCCUUUCUAGACUGUCAAAAAUACUCGGCCUUCGAGUUUGCUACGUGGGACAGAGCCCCUGGAGCUGAGAGAUACGUCACGCAUAUGAUCAGUCGCCAUGACCGGGCCAUCCUCAUCGGGCACUAUGAUCAAGACAUCGACUGGGGCUUUAAAAUACCUGAGAAGGGCCGCUGGGAGCCAACCUAUGCAUCAAACGGCUCCGUUGAAGGUGAAGAGCCAUCAUGGGUGCAUAGUAUGAGUGGCAUAUGGGCAAGAUGUCAGAUGAAAAAUGCUCGAUGGAAGCCUGCAUGGAACCGCUUUAUCACAAUGCGAUUGGAUAAUGUCGAGGUAGAUCCUGCUACACUGUACUGA
This is a messenger RNA of Aureobasidium melanogenum CBS 110374, 882 nucleotides long. RefSeq lists its product as uncharacterized. Gene Ontology annotation, molecular function: DNA-binding transcription factor activity, RNA polymerase II-specific. Gene Ontology annotation, cellular component: nucleus. Lineage: Eukaryota; Fungi; Ascomycota; Dothideomycetes; Dothideales; Saccotheciaceae. The coding region runs from base 1 to 882 and encodes 293 amino acids. The record is from RefSeq and is a predicted model, not a curated record. Gene Ontology annotation, biological process: regulation of transcription by RNA polymerase II. The transcript is spliced from 2 exons.